AUGAAAAAUAGUUUGCAGUUUUUACGAUUUUCUAAUGACAGGAUGGCUGGUAAUAGAAUCAAUACUAAAGCAAAAGGGAAGGAAGACAAGUCAAAAUCAAAUAAAGGUGCUAAUCAAACUAAUGAAGAAACAGAAGACUUAGAUUAUACUCUACUUAGAAAACCUGUGUUAACUAGUGUAACAGGUUUUGCUCAGGCAAGAAAAAUUUUUGAUUUUGCCACUGAAGAACUCAAAAGUCUGCUAUCCACUGAAUAUGAAACAGAAGACCGUAUACCACUUACAAAAGACUUAACAGCUAUAGUGGAAAAGUUUGCAUUAAAUAAAGGCAAUCAUGACAGUUUUAAUGAAGAACAUGAAUUAUAUUUGCAAAAAAUUCCAAAAACUUCUGUUGCCAUGUUCCAAAAUGUGCACUUCAAUAAGGACACACAAUGUGAUAUUCUUUCUCAAGUUAGAGAGCUGGACACGAUACUUUCUCAGAAUAAGGCCGUUUUACAAAGUGACGGUAAAUUUACGAUACAAAACUCUAUUGGAACGAAGAAAUCAAAUGCGGAACACGAGAACGUUAUACAAAUAAGCGAUGACGAUGACAAUGAAAGCAACAACAUACUUAAAUGUAAAAUUUGUGAUCUACAAUUUUCAACACAAAAAACCUUGAAGUUUCAUAUGAAGUACAAACACCUAGAGAGUCGUUUGGUCUAUCCCUGCCCUGACUGCUUGGAGAUAUUUUCUACCUCAUGGAGUGUCUACAGGCAUCUGUUCAAAGUGCAUCGAAAAACAGCCGCCCAAAUAAGAAGACUGAGGGAGUCUAUACAAGCGAAAGCGUUUAGGAUGAACAACCCGCCAGCCUUUUACGAGAAACGUAAAAAUAAUGUCAAAGCGGCCACUCCGGUAAAGAUCACUGAAGAAGAGAGACUGGAUCAAGAGAACCAGGCGUGGAUGGACAACAUGGAGGGGGACGGGGAGAUCCCGCGGUGCGGCGGAUGCGGGCGCACAUUCGAACGGCGCGCCGCCCUCGCCGCGCACACGCACACGUGCCAGCCGCGCUCCAGGGCGCUGGCCCGCCGCGCCGACACCAAGAAGAUCGAGAUACAGAUACGCAAGGACUACAACAAGGGGCCGCCCGCCGUGCCGAUGCCCGUGAAGACGACGGACGCCAACGACAAUAAACUUCAAAAUGAUGAAGUACAACUUACACCGAAAGCUUCGCUUAAAGACUCACCGAAAGAAGACGAAGUAUCCUCUGAAGCCUCAAAUAACAUUAAGGAAGAAAAUAUCGGGAGCGAAAAGAUUAGUACAGAAAAGAAAAUUCCUUAUCAUGUAGAAAAUUUCACACCUAGGCUGCCUUUUGCGCAGCAAGUAGAAAAAAGCAAUCUAGCUGCUUUAAAAAAUAGACUACAACCAGACACAGAUUUAGAUAAACUGCUUUGUAAAAAAUGUGAUAUGAAACACAGUAAAUUACAAGAUUUAUAUGCUCACAUGGCCAACCACUAUAAGUGGAUGCGUACUGUCAAAGCAGUUGAUGCUAAUGAAGCUCUAGAAUUAUGUGAGCCUAUGGAAGAAAUAAGUGAUACGAAUGAGACAAGUCCCGAUUCGAGACGGCCAAGCCGAUGUUCGAGUGACUCUAGCCGACUGUCUGAUGAUAGCUCUUCCAGCAGUACCCGCGUUGAAGUAGGGGCUAAAAGGCGGAAAAUGAAUAAUAGUAGAAAUAUUACUAAAAAAAGAAAAGAACUUGUCACAAAUGAUGAACAUCUAGAUAAAAAAUGUAACGAUGUAACUGUAGACAAACAAAUAUCUGAAAAUGAAUCGCCUUCAAAUGCUAAAAUUUUUGAAGAAAAUUCGUCAGAUAUUGAUGAAGUCGACGAUAAAAUAGCUAAAAAGAAAAUCCCAAAAGAAAACAAAUCAAACGUUUCCCGUAGACCAGUUCGAAAAAGGACUAGACCAAAAAAUGAAGAUUUUGAAUACGACUUAUCAAAUUUAUUGAAGAUGGAAGCUCAAGAACGUGUUGAAAAAGAAGAAGGUGAUAAUAGCAGAAGCAAUGAAUACACAUGUGAAGAAAAUGAUCCCCUUACUAUCAACAAUGAAUCUUGUAAUAUUGCUGAGGGUACCAUGAGCGAAUUUGUGCCUAUUAAUUCAGAAUCUGCAAGCAGUGAAAAAGUGUAUAUAAAUGAAACAGACAGUCCAGUAGUGACGGCAACU
Iphiclides podalirius (scarce swallowtail) is the source of this 2196-nucleotide messenger RNA. The record is from the annotation of a GenBank genome assembly. NCBI's taxonomy places the organism in Eukaryota, Metazoa, Arthropoda, Insecta, Lepidoptera, Papilionidae.